AUGCACGGGCUGCGGGCCUCUCUGCGCGCGCCUGUCUCUGGCGCCCCGCCUCCUUGCGCCCUCGCGCGUGCCGCCUCUUCCGCCCACGCGUCAGUGCCUGCGCUGCGUCCGCAGAGUAGCGCCCCUCACCGCCUUUCCCUCCCGCGCGAACGUCCCGCGCACACCACGAUCGCGCGCCGUCCGACUCCCGCCCAGUCGGAUUUCGGAAGCUUCCGCCUGCAUCGUCCACACCUCCGUCCGCGUCCGCAGCGGCGGGCAGGGGCGGUGUGCGCGUCGGCAGAGGAGCCGUUGCGCGGCGGACCAGGGGGCACUGCGGCGAGAUCGGGCGCGGGGACGGUGGCGAGGGGAGACGAGGCGAGGGCGGUGGCAGUAGCGGCAGCGACGCGGAGGGGGAGGAGGGAGGCAUGGGCGGCAGAAGCAGGGCGCGCAGCAGCAGGGCGGAGAGGCGGGGCGCAGCAGCAAGACCUCGCGUCCUUCUUCCGCACCCAGCGGACGGGCAUAGCGCGCAGGGGCAAGGGCGCAAGCACCAGCCUGUGCGCGUUGACCUCAGCAACAACCACCUGUCCGGGACGAACCCCCAGUUCCUUGGUGCCACCCCUUCUGGUUCCCUGGUGCCACCCCUUCUGGUUCCCUGGUGCCACCCCUUCUGGUGACCCCGCUGCUGAAAGCGCAGGGAGCGCGAGCGUGGCGCAGCUGCGGCUGGGAGGCAACGAGCUGGCAGGGUCCAUCCCUGACACCCUCUCCACACUCACACAGCUCGUCGCCCUCAAUCUCUCCACCAACCGCCUGUCGGGCUCACUACCCUCGGGCUUGGCGGGCCUGCAGCAGCUGUCGGUGCUGGACGCCUCCUGGAACGCCCUCACCGGCUUCAUCCCUUCCACCCUCUCGUCCCUCCACUCCCUCAACCUCUCCUCCAACUUCUUCCUCUCUGGUCCAAUCCCCGCCGGCCCACUUUCCGCCUUCCCCGUCACUUCCUACGCUAACAACUCCGCCCUCUGUGGCCGUCCCACGGCUGCAGUGGCAGGCAUUGUGGCAGCGAGUGUGUGUGCGCUUGCGGUGGUGGCAGCAGCACUGUGUGUAGUGGAGAGGAGGAGGGAGGUGGAGAGGAGGAGGAGGCUGAACGGGUACUUGCUGAUUGUGAAGCAGGCGCCAGUGAAGGUGACGGUGGAGGGGAUAGUGGAGGGCACCAACAACUUCAGUCACACCAUGCUGCUGGGGAAGGGCGGCCUUGGCAGAGUCUACAAGGCAGUGGAGGCCGUGCUGAGACUGGCGUUGCGGUGCAGAGCCAGUCUCAGGGCGGAGCAGAGCCAGAGACGGCCCUCCAUGCUGGAUGCGUGGACGUACCUCACGAGUCUGUAUGGUGUGGUGGCGCACAUGCAAGACGACGGUGGGGAGGGCUUGGAUCUGUCACUGGAGCAGCAAGGCAUGGCGUGGGAUGCUGGGGGCGUUGGAUCUGGGUCGACUUGUGUACUGCUUGGGAACAGAGCUGAUGAGGAGGACAAGGGUGAGAAAGAUAGUGACAUGCACAUGAGUGGGACAGGGUCAGGUUGGGAGCUGUUGUGGGGCUUGAAAGGCAUAGCUAGUGCAGCUAGAUAA
Molecule: messenger RNA, 1596 nt
Organism: Closterium sp. NIES-65
Lineage: Eukaryota; Viridiplantae; Streptophyta; Zygnematophyceae; Desmidiales; Closteriaceae
Source: the annotation of a GenBank genome assembly